This is a messenger RNA of Colossoma macropomum (tambaqui), 1537 nucleotides long. Its product is annotated as fibulin-7-like. The record is from RefSeq and is a predicted model, not a curated record. Gene Ontology annotation, molecular function: calcium ion binding. The coding region runs from base 193 to 1407 and encodes 404 amino acids. The transcript has 7 exons. Lineage: Eukaryota; Metazoa; Chordata; Actinopteri; Characiformes; Serrasalmidae.
CAUUCAAAAACAUCUCGACUGAACCGAGCUGAGCUGCAGAGACGGCGAAGUUACUCUAACGUUUCGACUGUAAAUGACUGAGUUUUUUUUGUAGACUACAAAUUUCUUCGGAAUCUCCAGUAAGUUUCACUCACAGCAGCUUCUGACCUUUUAUCGAAGCUGACUCCCGAGUUGUGUUCCAGUCUCGCCAGCAUGUAUCGUGGUGUGCUGUUUUUGGGGAUUCUGUUCACAUGCCAGGUGCUCAGGUCUCAGAGUCAGGACUGUGUGAGCAGACAGGAGCUGCAGAGCACUCUUCGACAGGUCCACAAGCUGCUCUCAGCUCACGAGACAUCAUUCUUACAAAACCUACGCAGCCUCCGCAAGAAACUGAGCCUGCUACAGAGCAGCACAGUCAAACCAAGCAACAGCACUAGCACAGCAGGAUGUUUGCCCCCAGAUCCGCCAGCCAAUGGUAGGAUGCUGGGCAGAGUGUUCCGGGUUGGCCAUGAGGUUCACUUUUUGUGUAGCCCCGGUUUUCGGCUGACAGGGGCGGAGACCAGGGUGUGUCUGGAUUCCCUCACCUGGAGUGGAGAGCAGGCAGCAUGCAAGGCUGUAGAUUCUGGGAUAAACAAUGAUGCUACUUCCUCCGUGGCCACAUCUACCUCAUCCUCUUCCCCACCCUUGAUCUCGGCCUAUGUGCGUCCCUCCCGCUGCAUUGAGUUCCAGGGCUCCAAGCACUGCACCUGUGAGCAGGGCUACAGCAUCUACAGCCAGGACAGAGGCCUGUGCACAGACUUAGACGAAUGCGAGCUCUUCCGGCUGACUCAACCUGGCCGUCUUUGUAUGCACACCUGUGUGAACACGGCCGGGAGCUACCACUGUCAAUGUCCUGUGGGUUACUCUCUCAGCAGAGAUAGCAGGAGCUGCCAAGAUAUUGAUGAGUGUGAGAGGGCUGCUCACAACUGUACAAGGGAGCAGAUGUGUGUGAACACAUUUGGAGGUCACCGUUGUAUUGAGGUUGAGUGCCCUCGCUUCCGCAAUGCUUCCUACGUCAAAACUUCACCCCUACGCUGUGAGCGUAAUCCAUGUCUCGAGGGGGACAAAGCGUGCCUCCAGGCUCCUGUCUCUGUGAACUUCCACUUCAUGUCAGUGGUGUCAAACAUGACUGCCCCACGGGUGCUGUUCCGAGUGUCUGCUGCGCGUGUGCUGGGGGACGCACUGCGCUUCGGCCUGUUGGGAAACCGGGGAGGAGCACACUUUGCUGUCCAGCGCUCAGGCAAGCAGACUGGACAACUGCUGCUGGUGGACGCUGUCCAAGGCCCUGCCACACUGGAGGCCGAGGUAGAGAUGAGCGAACUGGAGAGGAGAACGCUGCUGGGUCGAUACGUGACCAAAGUUACUCUGUUUGUGUCCCCAUAUACAUUCUGAUAUGACGAGCAAGGAGGAAAUGGACUGGACCAUGUUAAAGCUCACUGGAGAACAAAGAGAUUGUGAUACCUGAGACCAGAGAGGACUGUGUUUUAAUGCCUGCCUUACAGGUAACAUAGAAAGUAGUUUA